Molecule: messenger RNA, 1608 nt
Organism: Cryptosporidium muris RN66
Lineage: Eukaryota; Apicomplexa; Conoidasida; Eucoccidiorida; Cryptosporidiidae
Exons: 1
Coding region: 1-1608 (535 amino acids)
Source: RefSeq, a predicted model, not a curated record
AUGCGUGCUGCAUGGGGUGCACUGAAAGAAGCAGUACAGGAACUAAACGAAGUUCUUUUAGAAGAUGAAACUAAUGUGAACGAUGAAGACUUGUCUAAGUUGAGAGAAAAUAUGGCAUUUAAGCAUACUACAAAUAACCUUAAAGAUACCAGGUUAGCAGUAAACAAUGAUUACUCCACAACUUUGCUAGAUGAUAGUGUAAUAUUGGAGCACGAGAGCUGUUUACCAAGUGAGGUAACAAUGGAGUCUAGACUUGAAACUACUUUUACAACUAUAAAACACAAUUCAGAAUGCGCGGAUAGAAUUGACUUGGUUUCAGAUAAGCAUAGUAGACAAAUAGAAGAGGAUACCCAGCUUUUCACCAUCAACAAGUACCAGGAGGAAGAUUUAAGUCCUGAGAUAUACCAAUGUGAUAAAUCAGUUGCAGACGACAAAUUGUCCACAUCUGAAUCUACCAAACUUAAUAUUAAAUCUGAUACUUUUGUAGCAUAUAAUCCUACUUUCAUACGGCAGCUUAAUCAGAUUCUCCAGGUAGAGGUCAAUGACCUUCAAGAUCUGUCUAAUACUCUCCUAGGGCACUAUGGAGACUGGUUGGGAAUAAAAAAUCAAUUAAUUGGGGAGAAGGAAUUAAUAUUAGAUAAAUUACCUGAUCAUCUUCAGCUAUAUUUGCAAGAUGUUAUACUUAAGAAAGAUGCUCCAUUUUCUCUAGAAAUGACUGUGUUACUGGGGGAAUGCCUAAUAUAUCUUGUAAACUAUUUGAAAAAUCUUGAUACAUCUAAAUCUGAAAUGAAUGAGUUUUCUAAAGAAGAAACAAAAGUUGAGUUAUCUGACUUUUUCGCAAGUAUAGUCAAAGAAAAUGAAGACUUGAAAACAGAAAAUAUGAGGCUCUUAACUAUAAAUCAAGAUUACAUUACUGAAUUGGAGAGAUUGAAUGGGAUUGACAGUGAAGCAACUGAACUAAGGCAGACAGUUAAAGAUAUGACUACUGCACUUGAACAGACUAAAGUAGAGAUCACAACACUUAGAAACUAUGCUAAUAGCUUGACAAGUAUUGUUGAAUGUUUUCAAACUGAAGAAGAAGAAACUAAUGCUAGACAUCAAAUGGAAUUAGAAAAUGUCAGAGAAGAGGCACGCCGUUUAAAAGAUCAAAUACAGCUUCUAAAUACAUGUGAAUCUGAAGUUAGAGAUAUGAAGAGAGUUGUUAGCAAAUUAUCUAAUGAAAAACAGUCACUUGAAAAACAAAUACAGGACUUACAUGUAAACAAUCAAAAUUUAUUGGAAAAUAUGGAAAGAACACUGAUACAAAUGCAUGAUCUAAAACAAGAUUUGAAAUUUAACUUUGUUGACAAGCGUCUUGUCAUACAACUUAUUGAAAAGCAUAAUGAAAAGGGAGUAAAGAUAAAAUAUAGAGACGAUAUAUUUUGUAUAUUGUGUGAUAUUAUUGGAAUUAGCAAGAAAGAUAGAGAACGCUUAAAUAUUCUCCCAAAUGGAAAUUUAGACUCCACCAAGAAUCCUUCACUUAGAAAUACCGAGAAAUCUUCACUAAAAGGUCUUUCGGAGCUCUUUUUUGAUUUCCUAGACUCAGAAGUCACCGACAACAAGCCAUGA